CCCAGAAACACCACCGACUCUGCUACAGCAUCUUUAACUAACCUGUCAGGAAAAGACAAAAAUCCAAAGUAGAAGAAGAAGAAGGAGAAGAAGGAGAAGGAGACUGCUGUUUACGUUUCUGCUCAGCUGGGAAGAGAGAGAGAGAGAGAGAGAGAGAGAGAGAGAGAGAGAGAGAGAGCUGCCGCUGCUCACCUGUCGCCGCCAUGACCGCGCUGCGAUUUUAGUGUUGGAGAAAAAUCGAUAAGCGACAAAAGAGGAAAAAAAAACGAAAGAAAAGAAAAAGUCAGAGGGACUAAUGGAUUCCCUGGAUUCAGGACAAAAGUUCCGUCCCAGACAGGACAAUGAUGUCGAGGAAGCAUUUCUGCAGGCUACAAAUCCCAAGGACCUGGAGAAGAAGUCAUGCAACAAGAAGGGGGCGGGGAUAGGAGUCGCCUUGGUGAUUGGUGUUCUGGCUGUGAUCGCAUUGCUGGUCGGGCUGUUUUGCCAGCCCCAGCAUGUGAAAAUGAAGAAAAUUUAUAUUGGCUCCAUGGAAAUCAACAACAAGCAAUUCCUGCCACAGUAUGAGGAGCCCGGCAGUUCUGAGUUCACUAACCUGGCUGCUCAGGUCUGCAAAGAGCUCAAACUGAUGUACUCCAAAAACUCACUGCUGGACAGAUACUUCAACCAUUCGUCCGUCCAGGCCUUCAGUGAGGGCGACACAGGGUCGAACACCAUUGUGGCUUAUUACGAAUCAGAGUUUGAUGUCCCCCCACCCCAGCAAGCCUCGCUGGAUGAAGCCAUCGACUCUAUGCAGCCUCCGGCAGGAAAAGGACGUUUUCUGCUGAAACCCACAGACGCCCUGAGUGUCAACAACAUCGUGUCACAAGCUAUAGAUCCACGCUUGACCAAAACCACGUUUUCAGAGAGGAAAAGCAUCGACAUCCACAUCGAAAACUCCGGGCACGUUGAGUCUCCGGGAUUUCCAAACUCUCCGUACCCUUCGAACGCCUACCUGCAGUGGAAGUUUCGGGCAGACCCGCAACACCGAAUCCAGCUCGACUUUGAUGACUUGAUCCUGGAGGACGACUGUCAGCGAGACUUCAUCAAAAUCUACGACUCGCUCGUCCCCAUAGAGAAACGCGCUAUGACAGAACAGUGUGGAUACCCUGACCAGUCGCUGUCCUUCAUCUCCUCUGGAAACGUCAUGCUGCUGAUGCUGGUCACUAAUGAGGAGAAAAACUUCCCCGGCUUCAGAGCGAACUACUCCCCGAUUCCUCAGACUACACUAAACUGUGGCGGCGCGCUGACUGGAGAGAAAGGCUCCAUCUCUUCACCGUUCUUCCCGUCCAACUACCCUCCUCGCACCACAUGUGUGUGGAACAUCGAGGUUGCAAGCAACAAAUUUUUGAAGGUUCUGUUCAACAAGUUCUCGCUGGGAAAUAAAACUGAAGGUUGCGGCCAUGAUUAUGUUGAGAUCAAUGAUGAAAGGCUGUGUGGCAGUGACUUGAAGAGCCCAGUGUUCACCAUCAACAGCAACAAGAUGACCAUUACAUUUAAGUCAGACUCCUCCUACGUUGAUCAGGGCUUCACUGCUGAGUACGAGGCCUUCACCCCGAACAAUCCUUGUCCAGGAAGGUUCGCGUGCAGCAACAACCUGUGCAUCAAUAACACUCUGCGGUGUGAUGGCUGGAGCGACUGUGGAGACAGCAGCGAUGAGAUCAACUGCAAGUGCGAUGCGUCUCAGAUACAGUGUAAAAAUGGUCACUGUAAACCAAAAUUUUGGCUGUGUGAUGGGGUGGACGACUGUGGAGACAGCACGGACGAGGAAAACUGUGAAAGGUGCAAAGGGCAGUUUUCCUGCAAAAAUGGCCGCUGCAUUGCCGAGAAUUUGAAGUGCAAUGGAAAAGAUGACUGUGGUGAUGCGUCUGAUGAGUCCAAAUGUGAAAAAUCUGUGGUGCUGCAGACGUGCUCAGAGUUCACCUUCCAAUGCAAAAACAAACUCUGCAUCAGUAAAAUGAACCCAGAGUGUGACGGAGUGCAGGACUGUACCGACGCCUCUGAUGAGGAUAACUGUGAGUGCGGGAUAAGGCCGUACCGCAGCUCUCGCAUCGUGGGAGGACAAGCGUCUCGGGAGGGCGAGUGGCCCUGGCAGGUCAGCCUCCACUUCAAGGGAAUGAGACAUGUGUGUGGAGCCUCUGUGCUGAGCGACCAAACAUGCAAAGGGCAGUUUUCCUGCAAAAAUGGCCGCUGCAUUGCCGAGAAUUUGAAGUGCAAUGGAAAAGAUGACUGUGGUGAUGCGUCUGAUGAGUCCAAAUGUGAAAAAUCUGUGGUGCUGCAGACGUGCUCAGAGUUCACCUUCCAAUGCAAAAACAAACUCUGCAUCAGUAAAAUGAACCCAGAGUGUGACGGAGUGCAGGACUGUACCGACGCCUCUGAUGAGGAUAACUGUGAGUGCGGGAUAAGGCCGUACCGCAGCUCUCGCAUCGUGGGAGGACAAGCGUCUCGGGAGGGCGAGUGGCCCUGGCAGGUCAGCCUCCACUUCAAGGGAAUGAGACAUGUGUGUGGAGCCUCUGUGCUGAGCGACCGCUGGCUGCUGACCGCCGCUCACUGCGUCCAAGACAAUGUGAAUAUGUCAUUACAAGUGAGCAGCAAGACCAGCCGCCUGCGGAGCACUCAUCACUCGUGGCACUUUGUGAAUCCCUGUUUCGAUUGUUCCGGGGCGACCGUACUGCAGAAGGCAGCCGUCCGGAUCAUCAACAGCACAGUGUGCAAGAGUCUCCUGACCGACCCGGUGACCGACAACAUGCUGUGUGCUGGAGUCCUCACAGGAGGCGUGGACGCCUGUCAGGGCGACUCUGGUGGACCCCUGUCUUUCACCAGCACCAAGGGGCGGGUCUUCCUGGCUGGUGUGACGAGCUGGGGCGAAGGCUGCGCUCGCAAAAACAAACCUGGCAUCUAUACCCGAGUUACCAAAUAUCGCAACUGGAUAAAAGAAAAUAGUGGAGUGUAGGAACGGGAACGUGCACAGGUUCUCUGGAUUACGGGUGUUUCUCUUGGAUUCACUGUG
This is a messenger RNA of Neolamprologus brichardi, 3046 nucleotides long. The record is from RefSeq and is a predicted model, not a curated record. NCBI's taxonomy places the organism in Eukaryota, Metazoa, Chordata, Actinopteri, Cichliformes, Cichlidae.